AUGGCUUCCCGCGGCACUCUCCUGCCGCUCUUCCUCUUCCUCCUUGUGGCACCUGUGCUCGCGACCUCCGGCACUAUCGUCUUCACCACGCUCGGCCGGAGCCGCUACGCCUUCGACAUCUUCGUGCUCCCGCUCGCCCCACUCUCCCCCUCCACCGUCGCCGCAGAGAUCCGCCUCACGGACGGCGCCUCCGUCAACUACAACAGCAACUUCGCGCCCUCCUCCUCCUCGGAGUUGCCCUCCCUCCUCUUCGCAAAAACAGACCGACGCGGCAGCAGAGACUUCUGGGUGCUGGUGGCCGAAUGGAUAAGAUCGAGUUUAACUGGAGGGAAUAAGCUAAACCCUUUAGCCGGAGAUUUAAAACUUUGCCUCUUCGUCUCCGAGCGCAACGGCUCGGAGGUGCUGGAGGAGGCGGACUACUCGCCGACGCUCACGCAGCUGCUCCCGUGGGACCCCAUCGCGCUCAAGGACCGGCCCUCGCUGACCCCCGACGGUGCCCACCUGGUGAUCGCCUUCGUUGGGCUGCCGGGGCUGUUCGUGGUCAACUCCGGCGGCUCUGGCGGCCGCCGGCGGGUCUUCUCGGGCAACGCGUUCCCCACGACAUGGGACUGGAAGAGGAAAGGGGUCAUCUACACCAGCGUCGGGCCGAACUUCGCGAGCGAGAGCACCGAGGUGGACGUUGUCGCCGUGUCCCUUGGCGAAGACGACGACCCCAAUGUCUCGAUCAAGAAGCUCACCGUGGGAGGCGAGAACAACGUGUUCCCGUCCCCCUCGCCGGACGGCAAGUGGGUGGUGUUCCGGUCCGGGAGGUCCGGGCACAAGAACCUCUACAUCAUGGACGCGGAGGACGGCGAGGCCGGUGGCAUCCGGCGCCUCACAGAGGGGCCCUGGUCCGACACCAUGUGCAAUUGGUCCCCUGACGGCGAGUGGAUCGCGUUCGCCUCCGACCGGGACAACCCGGGCGGCGGCAGCUUCGCCAUCUACAUGGUGCACCCGAACGGCACCGGCCUGCGGAGGGUGGUGCACAGCGCCGACGGCGGCCGGACCAACCACCCCUGGUUCAGCCCGGACUCCAAGACGCUGCCCAUCUCCAACCCGCACCACUACCAGCCCUACGGCGAGAUCUUCACCGUCAACAUCGACGGGUCGGGCAUCCGCCGGCUUACGCACAACUCCUUCGAGGACGGAACGCCGUCGUGGACGCCGUACUACCUGAAGCCGGAGGACGUCGGCGAGACGCCGCAGGCCUCCGGGACGUGCGCGUUCGAGGAUUGCCACUGGCUCAACAUCGAUGCCCAGCCAGAUAGCAUCAUGUGUGGCGAGCACGGUUAA
Messenger RNA from Miscanthus lutarioriparius, 1332 nucleotides. The record is from the annotation of a GenBank genome assembly. NCBI's taxonomy places the organism in Eukaryota, Viridiplantae, Streptophyta, Magnoliopsida, Poales, Poaceae.